Daphnia magna is the source of this 1641-nucleotide messenger RNA. RefSeq lists its product as uncharacterized. The record is from RefSeq and is a predicted model, not a curated record. Bases 1 to 1641 code for a protein of 546 amino acids. Lineage: Eukaryota; Metazoa; Arthropoda; Branchiopoda; Diplostraca; Daphniidae. The transcript is spliced from 3 exons. Gene Ontology annotation, molecular function: nucleic acid binding; zinc ion binding.
AUGUCGUCUUCGUUGAGAGCUCCAGAACCUUUUUCUUUUGGGGCCAGUGAUUUGGCGGCCCAGUGGGGUAUUUGGCGUAGACAUUUUUCGUGGUACUUGGUGGCUACAAAUGCCAGCGCUAACGUGGAUGAAGAGCAGAUGGUAGGCGUCCUCAUCACUCUUCUUGGCAGUGAAGGCCUCAAAAUUUAUGAUACUUUUGUGUUCACUCCAGCCACUGAUGCCAUUAAAAUUACCCCAGUGUUGGACAAGUUCACUGCCCAUUUUGAGCCCCGACGUAGUGAGGUUUUUGAACGUUUUAAAUUCCUGCGUCGUCAUCAACUCGCUGGUGAAACGUUUGAUUCGUGGUUAAUUGAUCUCCGCGGUUUAGUAAAGUCGUGUGGCUAUGGAACUGGUGUUGAUUCGGUCUUACGAGACCAGAUAGUGCUCGGUGUGGCUGAUCCUUUAGUCCGUGACAAACUACUGUUUGAAAAAGAUUUAUUACUCAACACUGCGUGUGACAUUGUGCGUGCGUGUGAGUCAUCUAAGGCCCAGCUCAGCCAAAUCAACACAUCGUCGACAGCAGAAGCCGCUCACGCCAUUCAGAGUCGACCAGGUAGCCGGAAGUAUGAGAAAAAACCGGAAUCAUCAUUCAGAGCUCAGAAUGAGCAGCAACCGUCAACGAGUCAACGCUCAUCCCAGUCGACAGGUUCAAUAGAUGGCCAGCAGUAUUCCAAAUGCAACAGUUGCGGUCGUCGGCACAGAAAAAAUCAGUGCCGUGUUGCUAAUGUUACGUGUUUUAAUUGCGGUGUCGUCGGCCAUGUAUCAAGUUGCUGUCCUGAUCCGCCAAAACCCCGCCAGACGUCAUCACGUCAAGCACCAAGCCCCGCGGCCAAAGUUCAUGCUGUGGAGGAGGAGACGUACUGGAUUGGUGAUGUCGAUCGUGGCGGUACGGUAAUGGCCCUCCCGCGGUCAGUUGAAGAAAGUUACUACGUCUCUCAUGCCAUAACGUCGUCUGGUAAUGAUUCUGAGUGGCGCCAAGAAGUGACGGUAGAUGGCGUUAAAGUUGACUUCAAGCUUGAUUCGGGCGCUACGUGCAACAUUCUGCCGUAUGAGUCGUUUGCUCAGCUGCCCAAAACACGCCGUUGUCUUCGCCCUGGGCCCAUUGUUCGCAGCUAUCGUUCACAGGAUGGCCUCUUGCGCGUGCUAGGAUUGCACACAGCCAAAGUGGUUCACAAAGGUGCUUUGUUUGUUAUCGACUUUGUCGUGGUUGAUGAACCUGGCCAGCCACCCCUUCUAGGACUCCCGUCUUGCGACAAACUAAACUUGAUUCGGCGAGUCGAUGCUGUUCAGUCGCCAGUUGAAGCUCCACUGCCACCAAUCGUCGUGGAAUUCAUGGACGUCUUCACGGGAUUAGCCAGUCGACUUCCAUACCGGCUGGAGGGUCGCGUUUUUAAGAAAUUGGACGAAAUGGUCAACGAAAAGAUCCUCACCCCCGUGCAAGAGCCAACUGAGUGGGUCAGCCGCAUGAUGGUGGUGGGAAAACCAGACGGUGAUGUCCGUAUUUGUCUGGACCCAUUUGAACUAAACAAAGCGAUCCAACGUCAACAUUUUGCCGUCCCCACCAUCGAACAGCUGUUCAGCAAGCUGGAUUCCUUUGUCUGA